AUGUUCCCAAACGACGACUCUGGCUCAUACGUACCUCUACCAACAUAUAACACGAAAGACUCGGAAAAAGAACCCUCGCCAUCAUCAGAAUCUUCCUCACAGUUUUCUUCUGCAUACUCGACAUCUUCAAAGGGACAAAUCGAUCCCCGCACAAUCUCAGAUGUCACACUAGGAUUAAGCGAUGGUCUGACCGUGCCUUUUGCCUUGACAGCAGGUCUGGCGGCUUUGGGUGAUACAAAGAUUGUUGUGUUUGCUGGUAUGGCAGAGAUACUGGCUGGGAGUAUUUCUAUGGGGAUUGGAGGAUAUCUUGGGGCUAGUGGUGAAGCACAAUCUGCAUCUGCGACAAGAGCAACGACGAUUGCCAUGGUGCACACAUCGCAUGCAGAGGCUAGAGCAGCGGUCAUAUCCACACUGGAGUGUUAUGUUUCUGCAGCCCUGCUAGACACAGUGGCGGACGAUAUCACGGCUUCUUACGACAAGACCAUCGCUUUCUUACUUGAACACCAGCAUCAGGUUGACUCUGCUGAUGUCUCACCGCGGCUGUACACUAGUGCUCUAUGCAUUGCUUUCGGAUAUUUCUUUGGAGGCUUGAUACCAUUAUUGCCCUAUGUGUUUAUUGCUGAUGGUGGAGUUGCGUUGAUUUGUUCAGUGGUGGUCAUGGUGUUUACCCUGUUCGCAUUUGGCGUCGGUAAAACUGCACUUAUAGGAGAGAGGAGUUUGAAGAUUAGGAUAUGUGAAGGCCUCAAGAUGGUGGGAUUGGGUGGAAGUGCGGCAGCGGCUAGUGUGCUAUGUGUGCGUCUUGUGCAUCAGUAG
Messenger RNA from Aureobasidium namibiae CBS 147.97, 813 nucleotides. Its product is annotated as DUF125-domain-containing protein. Bases 1 to 813 code for a protein of 270 amino acids. NCBI's taxonomy places the organism in Eukaryota, Fungi, Ascomycota, Dothideomycetes, Dothideales, Saccotheciaceae. Gene Ontology annotation, molecular function: manganese ion transmembrane transporter activity; iron ion transmembrane transporter activity. Gene Ontology annotation, cellular component: fungal-type vacuole membrane. The record is from RefSeq and is a predicted model, not a curated record. Gene Ontology annotation, biological process: intracellular manganese ion homeostasis. The transcript has 2 exons.